GAGAUGGACGGAGAUGAGCUUCAAGGCAGAGACCGAUCCAUGUACCGAUCAAUCAGCAUGCGCAUCCAGUGCCUGGUUCAAGGUCGACUUGAUAUACCGCGCGCGGCGAUGGGGGCAGCACGAGCGAUGCAGUGGCCGAAAGUUGGCGGAUUGCAGGCCGCGAAGCGCAUCGGCCGCUACCUCAUUGGCAAAGCGAAGCUGUUGGCGAAGUGCGCGCAGCAGGCAGAUCGACGAGUGGCCUUCUGCACCGAUCGUGAAUUAGUUGGCUGUGUACGGACGAGGAAGUGGACAUUAUCAUGCGCGGCGCGGAUCGGUCAAACGUGGAUUCGGGGCAAUUCGACGACCCAAGGCUUCAAUUCGUUGCCCGCGGUAGAAGUGAAGUUUCAUGCGCUGACGACGGGGGCCAACAUCGGUCUUGGGCUGAAGAUUCUCGCCCGCGACGCGGGCGCGGACCUCGAAGUGAUUUUAAUGUGCGACGUGGCGGCGGGCAAAG
Molecule: messenger RNA, 493 nt
Organism: Prorocentrum cordatum
Lineage: Eukaryota; Dinophyceae; Prorocentrales; Prorocentraceae
Source: the annotation of a GenBank genome assembly